Oncorhynchus nerka (sockeye salmon) is the source of this 10046-nucleotide messenger RNA. Its product is annotated as zinc finger protein 646-like. The record is from RefSeq and is a predicted model, not a curated record. The coding region runs from base 2666 to 8224 and encodes 1852 amino acids. Gene Ontology annotation, cellular component: nucleus. Gene Ontology annotation, biological process: regulation of transcription by RNA polymerase II. NCBI's taxonomy places the organism in Eukaryota, Metazoa, Chordata, Actinopteri, Salmoniformes, Salmonidae. Gene Ontology annotation, molecular function: RNA polymerase II cis-regulatory region sequence-specific DNA binding; DNA-binding transcription activator activity, RNA polymerase II-specific. The transcript is spliced from 7 exons.
CAUUGUUUCCCUGUAAUGGACUGAUUUUGACCUGGGACACUGUGUGUAAUUAUCAGGUAGGAAAGAACCAGCAGCCUCUGGACCCUGUAGGCGUGUGACCCUGGUCUAGGGGAAAUGGGGCUAGGGGUUGGCCCAAUCCCAAUGCACUUGUGGAGAUCUGAGAAGAUUUGAUUGGCAUAAGAAAUAUGGUGAAACUUCCUCCUGGUCUAUCAGGCCAAAGUGGAGCUAUUGCCAUGUUACUUACAGUACACCUAUCAAAACAGAUCUCCACAAGUGUAUAGGGGCCAAUUUGGGAUUGGGUCAUUGUUUCUGGACAAAACCUACAUUUCAGGACCAUUAAGCAUGAAAUGCAGAGAAUCAAACUGCCGAUAGGUAGGUACCACAGUGAGAGGCAGUUCCUUCUCUUGCUAGAACAAAAGCGGUACCUGCUGCAUGCUGACCCGGUAGCGACGGACCUGCCGUUUCUACUUGUAGAAUCGCAAUGCUCGUCAGUGGCCAACAACUUUAAAACCUACCCCAACCAGGAACCGUGGCUAGAUGGCAGCAUUUGCACAACACUGAAAGCACGAACCACCGCAUUUAACUAUGGCAAGGUGACUGGGAAUAUGGCAGAACACAAACAGUAGUCAUUCCCUCUGUAAGGGAAUCAAACAGGCAAAACUUCAGUAUAGAAACAAAGUGGAGUCACAAUUCAACGGCUCAGACAGGAGAUGCAUGUGGCAGGGUCUACAGACAAUCAAGGACGACAAAAGAAAAACAAGCCACGUCGCGGACACUGACGUCUUGCUUCCGGACAAGCUAAACACGUUCUUUGCCCACUUUGAGGAUAACACAGCGCCACCGACGCAGCCCGCUACUGAGGGAUCUCCUCCGUGGCUGACGUGAGUAAGACAUUAACCCUCGCAAGGCUGCUAGCCCAGAUGUCAUCCCAAGCUGCAUCCUCAGAGCAUGCGCAGACCAGCUAACUGGUGUGUUUAUGGACAUAUUCAAUCUCCCUAUCCCAGUCUGCUGUCCCCACAUGCUUCAAGAUGGCCACCAUUGUUCCUGUACCUAAGAAUGCAAAGGUAACUGAACUAAAUGACUAUCGCCCCAUUGCAUUCACUUCUGUCGUCAUGAAGUGCUUUGAGAGACUAGUCAAGGAUCAUAUCACCUCCACCUUACCUGUCACCCUAGACCCACUUCAAUUUGCCUACCGCCCCCAUAGGUCCAUAGACGAUGCAAUCGCCAUCACACUGCCCUAGCCCAUCCGGACAAGAGGAAUAGCUAUAUAAGAAUGCUGUUCAUUUACUAUAGCUCAGCAUUCAACACCAUAACACCCUCCAAGCUCGAGGCCCUGGGUCUGAACCCCACCUUGUGCAUUUGGGUCGUGGACUUCCUGACGGGCUGCCCCCAGGUGGUGAAGGUAGGAAACAACACUUCCACUUUGCUGGUUCUCAACACUGGGGCCCCACAAGGGUACAUACUCAUCCCCCUCCUGUACUCUGUUCACCCAUGACUGCGUGGCCAAGCACACCUCCAAUUCAAUCAUCAAGUUUGCAGACGACACAACAGUAGUAUGCUUGAUUACCAACAACGACGAGACAACUUACAGGGGGGAGGUGAGGGCACUCGGAGUGUGGUGCCAGGAAAAUAACCUCUCACUCAACGUAAACAAAGCAAAGGAUAUGAUUGUGGACUUCAGGAAACAGAUGAUCGAGCACCCCCUAUCCACAUUGACGGGACAGUGGAGAAAGUGGAAAGUUUUAAGUUCCUCGGCGUACACCUCACUGACACUGAAAUGGCUGAAGAGGCAUUGAAGCGCCUCUUCAACCACAGGAGGUCAGUACAGGUGAAUCGAAGCUGGGACCGAGCGACUGGGAAAAACAGCUUCUAUCUUUAUUAUUUUUUAUUUUUUUCACCUUAAUUUAACCAGGUAGGCAAGUUGAGAACAAGUUCUCAUUUACAAUUGCGACCUGGCCAAGAUAAAGCAAAGCAGUUCGACACAUACAACAACACAGAGUUACACAUGGAGUAAAACAAACAUACAGUAGAAACAAGUCUAUAUAUGAUGUGAGCAAAUGAGGUGAGAUAAGGGAGGUAAAGACAAAAAAAGGCCAUGGUGGCAAAGUAAAUACAAUAUAGCAAGUAAAACACUGGAAUGGUAGAUUUGCAGUGGAAGAAUGUGCUAAGUAGAAAUAAAAAAUAAUGGGGUGCAAAGGAGCAAAAUAAAUCAAAUAAAAUAAAUACAGUAGGGAAAGAGGUAGUUGUUUGGGAUAAAUUAUAGAUGGGCUAUGUACAGGUGCAGUAAUCUGUGAGCUGCUCUGACAGCUGGUUCUUAAAGCUAGUGAGGGAGAUAAGUGUUUCCAGUUUCCAGAGAUUUUUGUAGUUCGUUCCAGUCAUUGCCAGCAGAGAACUGGAAGGAGAGGCGGCCAAAGGAAGAAUUGGUUUUGGGGCUGACCAGAGAUAUACCUGCUGGAGCGCGUUCUACAGUGCUCUUCCAUUGCCUGCUCUGUGUCCAGAUCCUUCCGGUGCUGCCCUGACAAGGUGGCAUUGAAUGGCUGAAAGAAGGCUUUCUUCAGCUCCGGGAAGAAAAUGGCUGACACCACAGAAUCCAAGAGCUAAGACUCUCUCUUUUCCCCUUGUCUGCUUUGUUGAUUAUCUUGAGACUUGAUUUCCCCUUCCUUAAAUGUAUACGCCUACUAUGGCAAUGCAUGAUAUGAGCCGUGUCAAGGGUUUCCCCUGUAAAGAGUGUGAUAUGGUUUGCCCCAGUACCCCUAGUCUGUUAGAACACAUGAAGGCUCACUACCAGCAAGAAGAGAAUGGCAGGUUUGAGUGUGAGCAAUGUGGCCGCAUCUAUAAGCAUGCUGGUAGCCUGGCUAACCAUAAGAAAUCCCAUGAAGUUGGUUCCUUUCAGUGCCCAGUCUGCACCAGAACCCUGCCCAAUGCUGUGGCUCUGAAGAACCACCUCCGUAUCCACACACUAUCCCCAAGCAGUGCCCAGGCAGAGGAAGAUGGCGGUGACGAAGGUGCUGAAGACGGACAUGAUGAGAGGAACUAUGGUCUUGCACAGGACCUGUCUGAUGGCUUUGCCCGCAGUCACCUGAACAAUAGUGGAAUGGGUCAUGGUGUGAUGUCACAUGACCCAGAUGAUCAUAAGAAGUCACCUGUAACUGAUGAUGCCUGGGAUCGCCCAUUCAAAUGCGAUCAGUGUGAUAGGACCUACCGCCACCAUGGCAGCCUGGUUAAUCACAAGAAAUGUCACCAGGAGGGGGCGUUCAAGUGCACCGUCUGUUACAAGCAGUUCAACAACCUGGCUGCUCUCAACGGCCAUGAGCGAACCCACUCAAAGUUUAAGACUCCUGGAGCAUCGAUGGUUAACAACAACAUACAUGAUUCUGUGACUGAUCAGCGUCCGUCUGCUCCCCAAACCGAUGAUGCGUCUAACUGCUUCUGCCACCUGUGCCAGGUAGCUUUGCCCAACAAGAGUGACUUCCAGGAGCACAUCCUAUUGCAUAAUGCAGCCUCCUCUUCACUGGGUCUUGCCCGUAGUUUCCCUGGGAUAAUGCCGCACAAUCUCAGCGCUGUCCGCUCCCCAGCAUACACACCUGCCCUGGGUGACCCUCUGCCGCUUCCUCAUUUGCCAAAUGAUAAACGUGGCCCCUUUGACCCAAUGCUUGGCCCUCCUGUCAAUAACCCCAUUUACACUUGUGCAUACUGUGGGGCUGGGCAUCCUGACCUGGAGAGUCUCAAAGUUCAUUACCUGACCCAUGACCCCCACCCAGGCUCCCAUGGUCAGGAUGGUGUCCUGAACACUGAUGGGAUUGGCUCUAACUCCAACCCAUCUCCAUCUGGAGAGAGAGCGCAAUCUUCUUCUGAUGAUGGUGAACGUCGUUUCAAGUGUCAGGAUUGUGGGAAAAGCUACCGCCAUGCUGGAAGCCUGGUCAACCACAAGCGCUCCCACCAGACUGGCCUCUACCAGUGCACCAUCUGCUGCAAGCAGUAUCCGCAUUUGGCUGCCUUGCAUAGCCACCUCCGCAGCCAUAAGGGAAGAACAUCCAACCAAUCAUCCCUCAACACUGAAGGCGACUGGCUCUCCUCGGAACCCCUGACACUUGACUCUCAGAAUAGUUAUGUGCAGGAGGGGAGCGGCGCAACCACCCCUAUCUCCCUCCCUGGAAAUCUUGGUGACGCUGCUCACUUUGUACCUGAUGGUGGCCACAGCAGUGGUUUGGAUUCACUGGAGUUCCAUGAUCGAUUUGAUGGCUCCCUUGCCCAGAGCAACUCUGGGCACUCCCCUCUUCCCCAGAACCACCGCCAGGCUGACAGACAUAUGUGCACUGACUGUGGAGAAAUGUAUGGGGACAUCUCUGGCAUCAAGUCUCACAUGUGCCCCCAACGGCGACAGAACCAGGGGAUGUCCAAUGGAUUCAUGGGAAACAUGAGUAGCUACAACAGUCCUGGAGGCGCUGCUCUCCCUUCAGGUGGAGGAAAUGUGAAAGAGAGCAAUGGACAGCGCUCUCAGUAUGGUUCUCAGUCCCAUGCCCAAGGAGGGGGGAAAAGGAUGAAUAAAGAAGAUGAAGAUGAUGGUGAAGUGUACCAGUGCUCGGUGUGUGGGAACCAUUAUGCCAGCCUCAGGGCCCUGAGGAGCCAUCUGCGCAGCCAUGCUAACAAUCCCACAGGGCCUGGGACUUCAGCGCUUUCUCCUAACGGUGAGGCAGAUUGGAGGAUUAUCUGCAGCACCUGUGGCCAGAGCUUCUCCAGAAAGCAAGACCUGUUAAACCACCAACUGAUUCAUGGGCCACAAAGGUCCGAUGCAGCCGCGCAGAGCAUGGGGGCCGAUCCUACAAAUACUAAUGGCAAAAUGGAUGGUGAUGGGAGGAAUCACAUUUGCGUUGACUGUGGCAUGUUCUUUGCUGAUCGCCAUCACCUGAUCACUCACCUGUGUCCUGGAAAGGGAAGAGGAGGAGUGCUGAGCAAAGAAGGAUUGAAUGGCGCUAAAGGGAUGGCUGGCGGAGAUGGAGUUAGUGGCGGUGGAGUUGGAGGACCUGGGGGCAGUCGUGAUAUGGGAGGACAGGACCGUAGACAACAGAUGCCAGAUUCGGAGGAUCGACCCCACAAAUGUGACCAGUGUGGCAGGGGCUACAGGCACCCUUGCUCCCUGCUCAACCACAAGAAAUCUCACAAGACCGGAGUCUUCAGAUGCCUUGUCUGCCAGAAGCGCUACUACAACCUGCUGGCCCUUAAGAACCACCAGAGGACCCACUUUGAUUUAAAAAGCAAGGCUGCCGCUGGCACAGGGAGAAGCGGUCCCCAAGUGGCACCCGAUUCCGAAACGAUGGCUUUACUUGAAUGGCACAAGUGUGAGGAGUGUGGGAAGGCCUUCAAGAUCCAGAAGCAGCUGGAAAACCACCUUCGGCUCCAUGAAGAACACAGAGCAAAGGCUCACGCCCAGCUCGCAAAACUAGGCAAUGGGAGGUAUCAAGGAGGACCCUCUGGCAUGCAGGCCAUGAGAGGAGAAUCGUCCAAAUCCCAGAACCCUGGCAUGGGGGAAGUCAAGUAUGGACAACAACAACAAGGCUUCAAGCAACCCUACUCAGAAGCUGGUACUUCAAGGGCUCAGAAUUUUGAUCUACAAGAAGGGGGACGAAGACCCUUCGCCUGUGAUGAGUGCGGACGGAGCUAUCGUCAUGCAGGCAGCUUGGCCAAUCACAAGAAUCUUCACAAAAUUGGCGAGUAUCACUGCAAUGUCUGCAACUCCACUUACCCCAACCGCCUGGCCAUGAAAAACCAUCUGCGUCUUCAUUUUGCCCUCAAGAAGCACACUUGCCAGGAAUGUGGCAAAGGAUUCCGUACCCAAAAGCAGCUGACCACCCACCACUCUGCACAGCUCUGCAAGGGGGCUGCAGGAGCUGUUGCUCAAAUGGAUUACGAGUGUGAUGGGUGCUGCGAGGGUUUUGCUACUGCAGACGAGCUGGCUGCACAUGACUGCCCUGCUCAGCAGCUCCCUUCGUCCUCGGCCUCCCUCAACAGCUCAAGCCUCAGCAUUGAUGGGGCUGACCUUGUGCCAGAUGAACGCCCCUACAGCUGUGAUAUCUGCAACUGCUCUUACAAACAUGCCAGCAGCUUGCUGAACCACAAGCACACACACAAGACGGGCACUUUUACAUGCACCUACUGCGACAAGCCGUACUCCAACUACAUGGCGCUGCGCAACCACAUGCGCAUCCACACGCAGAAGAAGAGGCACAUCUGCCACCACUGCGGGAAAGCGUUCCGGCUAGCCAGAUUCCUCCGCAAUCACCAGAAGGUCCAUGAGGAGGGCCACACACGCUUUGGCUGCACCAGCUGCGGGAAGAGCUUCCAGGGGAGGUCAGGCCUGGCGAGGCACCGCUGCGGGGAGAACCAGGUAGGCAAGGAGGGCAGGAGGAUGGCCACUGCAAGCACGACAGGGGGAGAAGAGUGCCGGUACACAUGUGACCAGUGUGGCCGCUCCUACGCCCAUGCCAGCUCCCUCCUCAACCACAAAAACACCCACACCGUCGGCAUUUACCACUGUGCCGUGUGCCUCAAGACCUAUUCCAACCUCCUGGCCCUCAAGAACCACCGGCGCAUUCAUUCAGAGAUAAGGCGUCACCGCUGCCCAGAAUGCGGCAAGGCUUUCCGUGUCUCCUCCCAGCUCAACAGCCACCGUCGCGUCCACCUAAAGGAGAGGGAGCUCACUUGUGGCCCCUGCCAGCGCAGCUUCCCCAGCCAGGCCAGCUUCCGGCUCCACCAGGAGAUCUCCCACGGCCAAGCCCCCAGGCCCCCCCAGCAGACACAGGCCAGGGCUGGGGGAGCCUCUAGGGGCACAUCCGGGGGCGGGAGCUCAGGCCUUAGCUGGGGCUCCGGCCUGGAUCUCACGUUGUUGCAGGCCCAAGGACUGGACCCCAAUGGACUACCCAAAAUGAACUCCCUGUCCUUCCAAGGCCCCAGUGGCAGCAGGAGCCGUGGGGCGACGGGGACCAAGUCGCACAUCUGCAACCAGUGCGGCCGCACCUACCUCCACGCCAGCUCCCUCCUUAACCACAAAAACAGUCACAAAACAGGCGCCUACUUCUGUAACUCCUGUCAGAAGGAGUUUCCCAACCUGAUGUCCCUCAAGAACCACCGGCGCAUUCACACUGAGCCCAAACGUUUCCAGUGCCCCGACUGUGGAAAGUCCUUCCGUGUGUCCACCCAGCUCAUCUGCCACAGGCGCAUCCACACCAAGGAAAAGCCCUUUUCCUGCCAGCAGUGCGACAAGCGCUUCUCCAGCAAGUCCAACCUGCGCCACCACCAGAAGGUGCACUGGAGCAGCUCAGCGCCCCCUACCAUGGCCAUGGGCGCUGCCAGCUUCUUGGGUCAUCCACCAAUUGGCGCAGGGAGACCACCCAAGUCGCAUGUCUGCGACCAGUGCGGCCGUGGUUACCGCCAUGCCGGAUCCCUCCAGAACCACAAGAACAUCCACAAGACAGGCGCCUAUUUCUGCAGCUCUUGUCAGAAGGAGUUCUCCAACCUGAUGGCUCUCAAGACCCAUCGGCGCAUCCACACUGAGGUCAAACGCCACCGGUGCUCAGAUUGUGGAAAGGCCUUCCGUGCGCCUAGCCAACUCAUCGUCCACCGGCGCAUUCACACCCAGGAGAAGCCCUUCUCCUGCCAGCAAUGCACCAAACGCUUCUCUAGCAAGUCCAACCUACGUCACCACAUGAAGUUGCAUUGGAGCGGCUCAGCGCCUUCCAGUUUCCUGGGUAAACCGGUAAUUGGUGGGGGGGCCAAGUCGCACGUCUGUGACCAGUGUGGCCGUGCCUACCGCCACGCCAGCUCCCUCCUCAACCACAAGACCAUCCACAAGACUGGCGCUUAUUUCUGCACCUCCUGUCAAAAGGAGUUUCACAACCUGAACGCCCUCAAGAACCACCAGCGCAUCCAUACGGAGACCAAGCGCUACGAGUGCCCGGAGUGCGGAAAGUCCUUCCGUGUGUCCACCCAGCUCAUAAUCCACCGGCGCAUCCACACCAAGGAGAAACCCUUCUCCUGCCAGCAGUGUGACAAGCGCUUCUCCAGCAAGUCCAACCUGCGCCACCACAUGAAGUUGCAUUGGGGCAGCUCAGCGCGCCCUGUGCGCACCAAUGUGUCUGUGGCUGCUACCAGUGCCACCCUCUUGGCUCUGCCUCAGACCCAUAUCUCUACAAAGUAUGGGUGGGGUUGGGGAAAGGGGAAGCAUUGAAAUGCCAAGGUUCUGGAGGUGCCAAAACUUCUCUUCACCCUCCUUCACCACCAUCUCCCUCUUGUUAUAGACUGUGAUUUUCAUAGAGCAGGUUACGUGGUCUAGACACUCAAGGCCCUGCAUGCAACCCCAGACAAGGGGAAAAAGUGGACUUGACAUGGAUGAUAUUUACACUGGUUAGGACACGGGUUGCAAAAUCCUCACCCAUCUGCCUUCAUCCCACCCAAUUAGUUAGCUGUGCUUGCUGCAUUCACUCGGUAGCCUUUGCUAAGGUACAACAACCCUUCCGCCUGCAAUGGUACACCAGGAUUGCUGGUAAAAAAAAACUUCAAUAUUAAGGUUUUGGGAUUGUUCCUUUUUGACUGCUACACAUCAUAACAUCCCAUCUGUUAAUCUUCAAUGAAGCCUUUGCUUGCAAAUAAGAAUUUGUGCUUAACUGACUUGCCUAGAUACAUUUUUUUUUUAAACAUGUGCGGCUUUUGUUGUGUCAUACAGUAUUGAAGAGUAAAUAAUGGAUUUUAAACGUAUCCGCAAUAUGUUGGAUUAAAGAGUAGAUGUACUUUGACAUUUGACAUUGUAAAAAUGUAGUUUUAAUGGUGAAUGUAGUGGUUGGAGAUGUCACAUUUCUGUAAUAUAGAACUGACCUGAGGGUGUAUUGCUCUCUUGUGAGGUUCUAAUUGUUUUCUAACUUGUGUGUUUCUUGCAGCACGAAGAUGAGCUUCAAACCUUUAUUGUUCUGCCGAUGACGACAAUGCUCUUAAUGGGUUGCUACUUUCUGGCAUUUCUGUAUUCCUCCCAUUAUUUCAAAAUGGCUCUUGGCACCAAUAUUUUAAACACUACGCCUAAACCAGCAAGCGCGUAUAGAUGUUUUUUUUACGGAUAAAAGUAAAGAAAUGUCUAUUGUUAGGCCGCUGUCGGCAUUUGGUUUUUAUCAUGUAUCGUAAUUAUGACUGUAUUAUUAACAUUGCAGCUUUUAUAAAUCAUUAUAGUAUGCUUAUUUGUAGCAGCAUUUGUAACAGAAAUGCUAGUUUUAGAAUCUCUCAGUUUAGGAGAAGUGUUGUCACCACCCCUUGUCCUUACACAUACCCCUGACUAUUCAUCAUGUAUGUAUAAUUGACAUGGAGUCAAGGAUGAAGGACUCUGACACAUUAAAUUGACUGUACUUCCUUAAGUUUCCUUUGUACAACAAACAGGGAGCUGCUAUGUGUGUUUUGAUUGCCGUAUGAAGUUUAAGGAAGAUUAAGGAUUAUUGUUGACAUGUUUGCCUUUUGAGUGAUGCCACUGUCUUCCCUCAACUCAGACUGGACACUUCUGUUUCACACACACACACACACACACACAAAAAAGAAAAGAAACUACACUUACAAACAUAACUUGUAAAAGUUUAGCGCAUUUAUUAUGUUCAGUUUGUUACUCUUGUAUUGUAACCUUUGUAUUCAUUCAUUAGUGAGUAUUUCCUUAUACACUUGUGUUAUAUUCAACUAUUCAAAGCUCUGUGUACAUAUUUUACUGGGAGAACUGCUAGUAAGUGAAAUAGUCACAGUGAAUUGAUUUAGUAGUAAUGUGAUAAAACUAGACCACAUUUAUAUUUGAGUUAAACCAAUAAAAAAUAUAUAUAUACAAAAUGGACACUUUUGAACCUAGUUUAGAAAGAAUUGCUUUGAACAAGUAUUAAUUUCAAGUUCUUACUUUGUUUCAAGUAUAUAUGUAAUGCUUACUAUACACUUUUAUAAACUAUGUUUUGAUAAUUAAUUUCUUAACAAAACUUGUCCAUAUUAUUAUCCCUAAUGCUGAGUACUGAAAAUAAAUAGCUGGAAAAAUG